UGUGGUCAUUUUGCACUUUAUAAGUGAAUCACAGGCUACAGAUGGAUGGAGAAUGAAUACAGAAAGACUUUUACUGUGCCUGGUACUUUGUACGAAAACGGAUAUGAUAUAUGUGAAGUUGAAUCACUAUGGAUUCUGAGUAUUUUAUAUAUACAUACACACAUUUUGGACAAAUGCCUGCAUGUUUGUAAAAAAACAGCCCUCUUUAGUCUCCACCCACCUAACGCUUCCUAGAAAAAAAAAGAAAAGAAAAAAGAAAAAGAUGCUGCUGCUGCUCUCUUUGUUCCACGGCUUUAAAAAAUGAACAAGCGAUGGACUCUACUCUUCUACUGUUUCUCAGAAUUCUUCAUCUUUGUGUCAGUAUCCAGCACUUCAGCUCAGAAAGUACUGAAUGGAGCUGUAGGAGAGUCUAUUACACUCCCAACUCGAGUGUUUGAAUCUGGCACUAUUGUUUAUGAGGGCAAAAACAUUGGACAGAUGAUGAAUAAACAGCUGCAAUCUUUCAGAGAGUUUACGAAUCGUCUCCACUGGGACAGUCAGAGUGGGUUCUUCACUCUCUCACUCCUGAGAACAAAUGACUCAGGUGUUUAUACUGUAGACAACCCUAAAGAGGAUAAGAAAGAUGUCUAUGAGCUGAAUGUAUAUGAUAAAGUUUCAGCACCGCAGGUGAAGAAACUCAACUCCAGUCCAUCAGAGAGUGAACUCUGCUCAUUGCAGUGCUCAGUGAGGAAUGUGAGGGGACUGAAUCUGUUUUGGUUUAAAGCCAAAGUCUUAUUAAACCACACAAACAGUUCCAGUCUAAAUGACACAUUGAAUCUCUUUCUGGAAACUGCGAGGACUGAUCAUGACACUUACACCUGUGUGACUUCCAACCCAGUCAGCAUGCAGACGAUCACAGUCAACAUCAAAGAGCACUGCCAACCAGUUCUUGUAGGUGCACCACAUAGGUCAAAUAUCAUUGCAAUUGUACUUCCUGUGAUUUUUGUACUGCUGAUAAUAGUGAUGGUCAUACUUUUGCGGAGAAGAAAACGUCACUCUGAAAACAGUCGGCACACAGAAGGCGGACUCAUCUGCAACAGAAGGACUGAAUGAAGAAGUGCAAUAUUCUGUGAUAAAUCAUAAAAAUCAUGCUCAGAAACAUGUAUGUGAACCUGCCUCACAGGAAAUGCAUCAGCUAACUACAAUUUAUGACCGGAUUCGGCCGCUUGAUUCAGGGGCUUCUGUCCAGAGCGGAUACGUGUAGAUGAAAACAGGAAAGUGGUCAUCAGAGUGUUUAUAUGAAGAAAAACAAAUUGUGGCACGAUAUGAAGAGCAGAGUUCCAGAGGAAAUUCACAUGUUCAUGAAGAAAGUCAUUCUUACUGCGUAAUUAAUUUUUUUCAUUGGUUUCCUGACAAUACCACCUAUCAUACCUACAAUUUUAAAGAGAACCCUGACUGUUAAGACUAGUCUAUGGAGGUGCAUGUGUCUAAUACUAUUAAAAUAUGAUAAGUCCCUGGACAAAAAUGUCUCCAUGCAUGUUUAAGGUGGUAGUAACUUCAGGCCCUUGUAGAUAAUGUUGCACAAGGAUGAUCAGGCUAUAAAUUUCUACAGGGUGUGCAAUGGGAUUCAUAGAUUGAGAAGAGGUGGUACAGAGCAGUGAAGGUCUCAUUCCAUGUGCGGAAAAUGGGUCGUAAAGCAGAUGUUAAUGAUUGGCAAAAAGGGGUGAUUGCAUUUGGGUGUGUCAAAGACCACAGUGUGAAGGAAGCAGAUAAAAUUGCAGGUAUUUGGAGGUCGACCAGGAGUGGCAAAAACCCCAGUCCACAGGAAAUCCUCUUUAGAAUUGUGGCCAAAAGACAAAACUGACCGGCGUGUUUCACGGCUUGUGAAUAAAAAUCACAUCACUUCCAGGCAAAAAUUGGACUGGCCAGCAAAAUCCCCAGAUUUAGAUGCUCUUUUUAAAUCUGUGGAACUACCUGGAACAAUGAGCAAGACGCCAGAGAAGGCAUCCACGAAGUUUGGCCGACUGCACAAUUUUUUGAUGAAUGUCUGAGCAUUGAUGUCACCUACAUCGUGAAACUUGUCCAGUCCAUGCCAAAUCGAAUUGUAGCUGUUAUUUAUGCUUGUGGCAGUAUUGCAUGCUAUUUGGUACGUUUGUGUCACAGGUGACUAAUUUCACCUGGUCUGAUGAGUUUCUAAACCAAAUGAAAAUGUUUUGAUUAUUAUAAAAGCCAUGACAAAUUUGCAAAAUCCCUCUACUGGACUGGACUAAAAAAAAUAAGACAAUGAAAAAAACUUCUGCUGGGUAGUGUAAUGCUCUAGUUAAGUUGGUAAGGAUUAAUCAUUUAUUAAUUACAUUAGGUAUUUAGCUCCCUGUUAGGUGGACAACAGAGAGAGAACUACUUAAUGCCACAACAAAGAUGAGAAGUAUUUUGUUUGGUUAAUAAAACACAUUUUAGUAUUACUGCACAUGUACUUUGAUUGAGGUGUUAGAGUCUUCACAGUCAUGAUUCCCUUUAAAAAAAAAAAUUAAAAGGUGCCCAGAGUUCUUUGUUUGAUGCCAUAGAACAUGUGUCAAACACCAGAUCAGGCCUGCAGCAUAAUCCUAUCCAGCUUGCAAAAUUAUUUCCAUUUUCUAUUGAUAUUAGCCCGUUUCACAACAUGCUGAACCAUAAUCCCCAUCAUGCACGGCAGCAUAAUGUGCAUAAUAUGGUUAUAUAGCCUAUUGUAAUUAUGCAUAAUGUUGUGUACACAAAUGUAUAAUACCUGUUACCUUUUAUAUUGUGUGUACAUUUCAUGAUGAAUGGAACAACACAGCCUAAAUAUAUUUGGGGAAAAAAGUCUGGUUCCAUUGAUUUACAUUGAAAGUAAAGAAAGUUUUUUCCUUCCUCCAAAGUUAUCAUUUUGCGGAUACAAGGUUUUGUUCUGACAGCAGUAAUAUAUCUAUAACUAUCUAUACAUUUUGAAUCCUUUCUAUUUGUCCAUUCAUCAUGAAGUUUUAAUACAAUGUAAAGGCUGAUAUGUCCAAAUUAUGUUAAAUUUUUAAAAAAAGAUUUUUUUAAAAAUUUUCUUGACAGUGACGAUAUCUCCUUUACAAAAAAGGUUCCCUGAAGAUACAUCUGCUUCUUGAAGUAGAAGAAGCUAGAAAGGUUUCCUAGGCCAUCGAAAGUGGUUCUUCAAUGGCUUUAAAGGCAUCACACUGAGAACCCUUUUGGGCACCUCAUUAUUACUAGAGCCUCCUGUUGCCUUCAAGUGAAAAUGUAUAAAUAUGUACUAAUUUAAGAAGUUUAUUUUAUGCUAUGUUUUUUUUAACUUAAACUGUCUUACUAAUGUAUGUCCUGAAUUCAACCAACCCUUUGCAAACUUUUAAUGGCAGCUGCAAGACUUUGUAUUAUUAUUAUUACUAUUAUUAAUGAAGGAUGAGAGUUCAUGCAGAGCUUUCUGCGUUUUGAAGUUCUGAUGCAAAACGCAUAAUUUGCAACUGAAGUUAAGGGCAAGGGCUCUGGAUUUGUUUAAUGCAAAUAACAUACUGAAGUAAUCACUCAACUGCUCCAAAGUACAUUUCAGUUAGAAAAUGUCCCAGAACAUUUAAUUAUUCUUAUUAUAAAACUGAACUUCAAAGAGCUCUCAGUGUCUUGCCAGUCUCACACCCGUAUGCAAAUAGCAUUUACAAUCCAGGGUGCAGCUGUUCUUUUAUCUGAUACGAGACCGACGAGGGGAGAGCAAUCAGGAUGUCGUUAUUUUGGUUCCUCUUUGUAAACGGAACAUGUCUAUGAAAAGGUGGGAACCAGGCUAAACUCAUAAAUCAAUCAGCUUGGAUAAAUAUAACACCUGCUGUAAACUCAGAGUUAGAUUUCAGGUCAACACAUCUCAGGUUUUAUAGACCAAAGCUGGAUCAACCACAUACUACACGUAUAUCACACAAGUAUGUACUAUGAAUGCAGAUGAACUGUAUAGUAUAGUAGUAUGUGGUUUGGGGUGCAGCCUUUUGUGUUUUAAGCCCUGCUGUUAACGUUCAAACGUGACUGUUUGAACUAUUUAUUCACUGCUUUCAUUUCCCCGCUCUUGUGGUUAUAUCCUGCAUGUUCAGUCUAGAGUGCUUAUAUUUGUUUUCUUAUAUUUGGUUUCUAGUCUUUUCCUACUGCUCGUUCCUGCUUUGUUCUUCACCAGCCUAGUUAAUAGAAUUCACUGCACCACAUGUAAACAUGUUCAAUAUCUGAAUGGAGCCCUGCAGCACUUCCUUGUUAUCCAUAGUACAUAUUUAUACUUCUUUAUUAAAAACAUCAGACAAAAAUA
Messenger RNA from Pygocentrus nattereri (red-bellied piranha), 4273 nucleotides. RefSeq names its product SLAM family member 8-like. The transcript has 6 exons. NCBI's taxonomy places the organism in Eukaryota, Metazoa, Chordata, Actinopteri, Characiformes, Serrasalmidae. The record is from RefSeq and is a predicted model, not a curated record. The coding region runs from base 301 to 1092 and encodes 263 amino acids.